UUCAGAGCAGUUAAUAAAUCUGCAGCGAGUGAAUCAGAUGGCUUUGGUCUCCAGGCUCCUUGUGAGCCCAAACUGAACUCAGACGGAAUGGCAGCUGAUAUGACUGGCAACUCUGAGGGCACUGACAGAGAGCUGGCAAUGGAGCACAGCAAAUUGGAGCAUAAGAGGAUAUUGCAGGCAAAAACUGACCACGAUACAUUGACGUGUCGCUGCUGUCACUCGCCCAGUGAACAGGCUGCAGAUAUUCAAACUGCUGCCGUGCCUGAACAGGUAAAUAUUACCGGUGUCUUGCAGGUUAAAUUCAAGAGAUUGAUAGAGGUCCGGGCGGGACGCCUCCGGAAGGAGACCAAGCCCAGUGACGCUGUCGAUUUCUCCGGAAAGCUCUCAAGUGUGAUGGUUGAUUCCCCACUGAACUCCGUCAAUGACAGACCAAGACGUCCCAGGAGUAUCUGUGUCCCAGAAAACAAGAUUGGAUUAUUCCCAGAGCUGGAUUCCCAGUCACUGGUGCCAGCUGUGAGGAGGAGAGGGAUCGAUCCUGAUCCAUUGUGUAAGGGAGAGCAUUCUCAGCACCACAAUGAAGCAGCAGUAGGAACUGUACAGCCUCAAGCAUGCAUUCUCUGGCCUGGGAAGAAGGAACUACGUCGACCCCUUAGUAUGAGUUUCCUUGAGGCUACCAGAACUCCCUGCCAUGCUGGGGCUGAGGUACUAGACAGUGCAGUGGCUGAGCAGACUGCCACUGCCACCAGAUCUGACAGCACAAGCUUUUUGCGAACUGGCUAUCGAUGGUCUAGUCACCGAUGGGUUAGCUCAGCUGGGAAGAUAGUGAGUGCAAAAGACACAGCAAGUGAUCUCAAGACCCCAAACUCCAAAAUAUCCCUAAAAUCACUAAAAAGAAGCCUCAGCUUUCGGAUUAGGAGAGGAGAGAACAAGAAGGAGUGUGAGAGCGGCAGGAGCAGGACACUGAGUGUUGGAGAAUCCUUCCGACAAAGGCUGAAGUCACCUGUAAGUGGGAACUUGUCUUCCCCAGAGACACCAAACCAAGAGACGCCCAACUGGCUUAAGCAAGGUCAGAGUUAUCAGGUGCAUCUACCAUCUCUUAUAAACACCUCCUCAGCUCCGACAGUGAAGCCAGCAUACUCACCGAAAGAAAACAUUGAGGAGAACAACUGGUGGAAGUUUCUGACUGCUCAUUUUCGCAAAAAGGAUUCACGUGUGAACAAAAACUCCCGUAAAAAUGAUAGAUUGAGAUCUGAUUUGCAGAGGAAUGGCUGGACUUCACCGAGUGAGGAACAGAAUGUGAUUUCGUGUGGGAUCCUUGAAUCUUGCAACAUACCUGAUCCAUUUAUGGAGAUCCAUCAUCAUCCGUCCAGAAGUGAAAUGUCAUCACCAUCAUCAGAAGAUUCAUUUGUGAACAGCCAGGAGUGGACACUGAGCCGCUCUGUCCCAGAGCUGAAAGUGGGAAUCGUGGGAAAUCUAUCGAGUGGGAAGUCUGCUCUUGUUCACCGGUAUUUGACUGGAACCUAUGUGCAGGAGGAGUCCCCUGAAGGUGGCCGUUUUAAGAAGGAGAUUGUGGUUGAUGGUCAGAGCUACCUCCUGCUUAUCCGAGAUGAGGGAGGACCUCCGGAGGUACAGUUUGCAACCUGGGUGGAUGCUGUGGUCUUUGUCUUCAGUCUUGAAGAUGAAAUCAGCUUUCAGACAGUUUACAAUUAUUACAUGCGACUCUCCAGUUACCGUAAUACAGCUGAGAUUCCGAUGGUACUUGUAGGGACACAAGAUGCAAUCAGUGCAACGAACCCUCGGGUUAUCGAUGAUGCUCGAGCACGGAAGCUGUCCAAUGACUUGAAGCGAUGCACGUACUAUGAGACAUGUGCUACGUAUGGACUGAAUGUAGAACGGGUCUUCCAGGAUGUGGCUCAGAAGAUUGUGGCAUUACGUAAGAAGCAGCAGUUAUCGAUUGGACCCUGCAAAUCACUGCCAAACUCUCCGAGUCAUUCCUCCGUUCCUAAUGCCUCCAUUCCAUCUGUGCACAUUAACCAGGCUGCUAAUGGAGGGGUUUUCAGUGACUAUUCCUCUUCAGUACCAUCCACACCCAGUAUGAGCCAGAAGGAAUUGCGAAUUGAAACAAUUGCUGCGUCCAGCACUCCCACCCCCAUCCGCAAACAAUCCAAGCGACGUUCCAACAUUUUCACAUCUCGGAAAGGCAGUGACACCGAUAAAGAUAAGAAAAGCAUAGAUGGUAAAAUGGACAAUAUUGGGAGUGGACGAGCUAUCCCCAUCAAACAGGGGAUUCUCUUGAAGAGGAGUGGGAAGUCGCUGAACAAGGAAUGGAAGAAGAAGUAUGUGACACUCUGUGAUAAUGGUGUUUUGACCUACCAUCCCAGUUUACAUGAUUAUAUGCAGAAUGUUCAUGGUAAGGAAAUUGACCUGCUACGGACAACGGUUAAAGUGCCAGGCAAGAGGCCUCCACGGGCAACAGCCGGUAAUGCUCCAAGUGCCAGCCCCAAAACUAAUGGGCUCACCAAGGACAGGAGUAACCUGCAACUGGCUGCGAAUCCGGAUGGUGAGGAAUCUUACGAGUUUGUGAUUGUAUCGUUGACUGGACAAACGUGGCAUUUUGAGGCCUCGAACUCUGAGGAGAGAGAAUCAUGGGUGCUGGUGGUUGAGAGUCAGAUCUUUGCCAGUCUACAGUCGUGUGAAAGCAGCAAAAAUAAGUCUCGAUUGGGAAGCCAGAGUGAUGCCAUCGCUAUCCAGUCGAUUCGGAACAUGCGAGGGAAUGGAUUCUGUGUUGACUGUGACACACCAAAUCCUGACUGGGCAAGUUUGAACCUUGGAGCCCUGAUCUGUAUAGAAUGCUCGGGAAUCCACCGGAACCUGGGUACACACUUGUCACGGGUUCGCUCCCUCGACCUGGAUGACUGGCCUGUUGAACUCAUCAUGGUGAUGACGGGAAUUGGGAAUGCCAUGGCCAACAGUGUGUGGGAGGACUCGACGCAGGGUCUGACUAAACCCAACCAAGACAGCAGCAGGGAGGAGAAGGAACGCUGGAUCAGAGCCAAGUAUGAACAGAAACUACUCCUGGCAGCUCUGCCCCAAUCGGACAUCCCCCUGGGACAGCAGCUGCUCCGAGCUGUGGUGGAGGAUGAUCUCCGGCUGGUCGUCUUGCUCCUUGCUCACGGAACCAAGGAAGAGGUGAACGAGACCUACGGGGAUGGAGAUGGCCGGACUGCACUGCAUCUGUCCUGUGCCAUGGCCAAUGUUGUUAUAACUCAGCUUCUUAUAUGGUACGGAGUGGAUGUGAAGAAUCGGGAUGCUCGUGGACUGACACCGAUGGCGUAUGCUCGGCGAGCAGGAAGUCAGGAGUGUAUCGAGAUCCUCACACAGUACGGCUGUCCCAGUGACAACUUCAUCCCCAUCCCAACCCCGAACCUAUCGCGCAGGAACACCAACGUUAAUAACAACUUACAGUCAGAGCUGAAUCGAAGUGCCAGCAUCAUCUAAUCUCCCGACAUUCAGAGGACACAGCUCCCAGCCAUUCCUUGUAUAUGUGUUCUCUCUCUCCCCCAGCACCCUCCCUGUCUCAAACAGCAGACUGAUGGACCUUCUGCUCACUGACCAUUGCUGCUCUGUGAAUGACCCAGUGUUACAGAGUGUUGCUUUCUUAAUUAUGAUGUGGUCUGGUACACAAUGCUCAAACCUGCAAUCAUGAUGGACAAGCCUAGGUGACCAAGGUGAAAAAGACACUGAGCCUGAUCCUGGAUGGAGACAGACUACAGGGCAGGACACAGCACCUGGCAAAGCCAAAGGCAGAAUCAUGUUGUUACUGCAAAGCAGCUGCUCUAAGGAGAAUCAUUCCAUUUACUCAGAAACCAAGCACACCACACUGAAUGGUAUAGGCAUCCUAGAGGACAGGGCAUAUGUAUGAGAGUGUGUGUUUCACACUACAUGCAGUCCCCAGAUUGUGAAUGGGUUCUGUUCUCGAAUUUGUUCAUGAAUCAAUUCGCAUGCAAAUCAGAGCACAGUACAGUACGAUAUAAGAAUCUUUAAAUUAAUAUCAAUAUAACCCUGUGUGGGAUUGCGUGCGUAAGUACAAGUGUUCAUAAGUCAGAUGUUGGUAAACUGGAGACAACUGUAGUGGUGAAUGAGCUGUGUAUUGGUACACAUUGUUUGUUUGUGUGUGUGUGUGUGUCUGUCUGUCUCAGUGUUAGCAUCUGUAUGGCGUGUGUGUGUGUGUGUGUGUGUGUGUGGUGACACUAAUCAUGAAGUUCCUGUAUAUUUGUUACACUGAGUGUGAGAGUGUGUUACACACUGAUGGGGAAUGCCCUGUUUGUAAUAUUGGUGUGAAAUGUGGAUGUUAAUUUGAUUUUGCCAGUUCCCCUUGUCUCUCGCAUUCCUGUUGUGUCUUGCUGUAUUUUCUCUCCAGUACAGGUCUGUGCUGGGUUGUAAUCCCAAUGUUAUUGAUUGUCACUGGUGAUGGGAACUCUCUGCUCUCCCUGUUCCUUCUUGUUUUUGAAUCAAGAAUGACAGGAAAAUUGCUCCCAAGGUUGUGGUGAGUGGAGCAACUUCGGUUUCCUCUGGAUAGUGGGUGAACAGCACUUUGCACGGAAUUUCCUCUUCUAACUCCCCCUACCAAUCUCCUGUGAGGGAAAUGAGAAUGACCAUAAUCACUGGUGGAAAGCUUGGGAUCAAGCUGCUCUGAAAUCAUCAGGGUUUUAAUUAACACAACAGGAACUGGAUGCUGGUUGAAAUGGGAUAUUGUAGACAGGCUUCAUUUCCACAGGGCCUGGAGUCUGUCCUAGAGAACCAGUCAGUGUGGACAGGCCCUAGGGUCUGUCCUGGAGGAGUGGUCAGUGUGGACAGGGCCUGG
This is a messenger RNA of Rhincodon typus (whale shark), 4864 nucleotides long. Its product is annotated as arf-GAP with GTPase, ANK repeat and PH domain-containing protein 3-like. The coding region runs from base 88 to 3498 and encodes 1136 amino acids. The transcript has 16 exons. The record is from RefSeq and is a predicted model, not a curated record. Gene Ontology annotation, cellular component: nucleus. Lineage: Eukaryota; Metazoa; Chordata; Chondrichthyes; Orectolobiformes; Rhincodontidae. Gene Ontology annotation, molecular function: GTPase activator activity; GTPase activity; GTP binding.